AUGCACCGACCCAGCCCUGCCGUAGCGGUCUGGCACCUGCUGCCGAAGGAUCUGCAGGGAUGGUGGCUGACCAGAGAACGUUCCACUGCGGCUUUUGUGAAUGAUGAUGGUGAUGGUGGUGACGUCGUCUCUGUCCACUGUCCGAUCGAGCAACGACCAACUGAAGCGGCGAUUGGCUCCUUUUCCGCUCUGCAGUUACCGGGGGCUCAUCGGCAGGUGCUGAGGGAUCUGGCGAUCCGUUCAGCCAGGCCUUGCAAAUUUCAAUGGCGAGAUGAUGCAGGUUCGGGGCCGGCUGCGACGGCGGUGUCUGAU
This is a messenger RNA of Dibothriocephalus latus, 312 nucleotides long. The record is from the annotation of a GenBank genome assembly. NCBI's taxonomy places the organism in Eukaryota, Metazoa, Platyhelminthes, Cestoda, Diphyllobothriidea, Diphyllobothriidae.